AUGUUAAAAACACAAUUGAAAUUAAUAAUAGUGUUAUUGGUAUCCGAAUGUAAAAUUAACCAAGAUUUUCCUGUAGCACUGUUGGUGAACAAUGUACAGCAAAAUACUCGAAAGCAUCAUCAUUCUGUGAUCUACAAUUACGGUGAUGGCGAUGUAGUAGACGUGUCUUGUGUAUGUUUAAAGAGUAAAUGUGACUUACAGAUGAAUUACGACUACGCCACAAUGUUGGACGAUGCAUUUAAGAGCAAGUAUUCGAGUUACGGAGUCGGCUUUCGCUUUAGGCUAGAGGUCGCGCAUAAUUACAGCCAAAUCACAUGCAACUGUAUCGACUGUCAGGAAACUAUUUUAGUUACCUUUAUUUUACAACAUGCGUUUAAUAAUGUACUCAAUCUUAAAAUAAACAGCUUAGUAGUAAGAGAAGUGAGACCAAGACCAGUAAAACGAUUCUAUAUCUUAAUGACAAAUGCUUUCCAAGAGAAGGAGUACAUAAAUAUAGAAUGUGACGCAAAUAAGGAAGACGUGGUCUUACACAUGAAUACAAACGCUCUAAGCCAAAACGCAAAGAUACGUUACUUAAAUCAAACCAAAAGGAACAUCCACUUAAAAAUAUCUUGUGAUAAUUGUCAUCUAACAUUUACAGCAGAGGAUGAAAAAAGAAAACAAAAGCAAAUGGAAUUACUAUUUGAAGUUAUACGUUUUCCUUUAUUAGAUAACAGACCGCAACUUGUUGUAGAUUUACCAAGGGAGAAAGUAUUAAUGGAUUUUUAUAAUUACGAGGGACAAAACGUCAUAUACUACGAGUUUGAUGAUGGUGACCGCUUGAAUCUUAAUUGUUACACGCCAUCCCGUUACACAUUUCAAAGUGUAAUAACUUUUAUAAGCCCAGUGACGAAGCAAAUUUCACCUUAUAGUAUUCAAAGCGAAUUUCAGUUAAGUUCGAGCUUAGAUAAUAAGACGAUUCAAUGUUUGUUAACACGUGGAACAGAUGAUACCGGCUCAAUUUCACAAGAAAAGUGGGGACAAGCUAUUAUAAGACUGCAUCAAAAAAAAAGAAAUACAUCAGAAUACUAUCAACUUCAAGACACAUACACGAUAAUCUUCUGUUCUCUAGCGGGCAUUGUUGUAAUAAUUCUUGUACUCUUUUUACUGUACCGCUAUUGGUGGAGAAGACGCCAGAAAGACUCUAGCAAGAUGUCAUUUGAUGAUAUCGCUUUGGAACUAAAGUCUUCAAGACCGACCACUCUAAGUACGUCGGAAAAUGAUUAUCACAUAUACGAGUGUAUUACUGACGAGAAAAGAAUAUCAUACCGUGGUAUUGAGAGAUAUGUUAAUAUCGCACAAGGUGCUGGAAUUAGUAGAAAAUGUGAAACAGGACUCUAUGCUAAUGUUUCCUAG
Arctia plantaginis is the source of this 1395-nucleotide messenger RNA. The record is from the annotation of a GenBank genome assembly. Lineage: Eukaryota; Metazoa; Arthropoda; Insecta; Lepidoptera; Erebidae.